UCCAAAUCGAAGCUCAAAACCCUAACCCUAGUUUUUCAUGGCUGUCGUCCGCGAGCGAAGGCUCCCUUCCCUAACCCUAGACCUUCCCGGCGGGAACCGGACUUGCCUUCCGUUGCCUCCUUCCAUCCCGACAGCGCCAGCGGCGGCGGCGGCGACAACGACAUCGGAGCAGCACCGGAUCACAGACUUCGAGAAGCUCGAGGUCCUUGGUCAUGGCAACGGCGGCACCGUCUACAAAGCCCGCCAUCGCCGCACCUCCGCCCUUUACGCUCUCAAGCUUAUCCAGGUCGCUGAUCUCACCGCCCGCCGCCAAGCCACCCGGGAGGUCGAGAUCCUCCGUAGCGCCGCCGACCAUCCCUCCAUCAUUCGCUGUCAUGGCGUCGUCUCGCUCGCAUCCGGCGACAUCGCGGUCCUCCUCGACCUCAUGGACGCCGGAUCCCUCGAAUCCCUCCUUCGCCGUCGCGGUGGCGCCCCUCUUCCCGAGCCAGCGCUCGCCGAGAUCGCUCGCCAAGCCCUCCUCGGCCUCUCCCACCUCCACAAUCACCAAAUCGCGCAUCGCGACAUCAAGCCAUCCAACCUCCUGAUCAACGCCGCCGGCGAGAUCAAGAUCGCCGACUUCGGCGUCAGCAAGAUCGUGCGCCGAUCGCUAGAUCCAUGCGUGUCGUACGUUGGUACCUGCGCGUAUAUGAGCCCGGAGAGGUUCGAUCCGGUGGAGCACGGUGGAGGGUACGAUGGCUACGCCGGCGACGUAUGGGGAUUAGGGUUGACGGUGAUGGAGAUGGGGACGGGGAGGUUCCCGCUGGUGCCGGAGGGGGAGAGGGCCAACUGGGCCGGGCUCAUGUGGGCGAUUUGCUUCGGCGAGCCGCCGACGAUCCCCGACUCGUCGGAUGCCUCGCCGGAGCUGAGGGAUUUCGUAGCACGGUGCCUUGAAAGGGAGGCUGGGCAACGAUGGACGGUGGCACAGUUGCUCGGCCACCCGUUCGUCGCCGGUGCUGAGGCUUCCGAGUCAAAGCGUGCGCUCACUGAGUUGCUACGAUUCGACUCGGUCACUACUGACUCACGUGAGUCUGGCUCGUGAGCUCGAAGAUUUUAAUUUUAUUUAUUUUAUUUUUUUGUGUAAAUAAAACCCUGUAAAUAGCUCGAGGGCGGGAAGUGAAGUAAUUUAUAAAUAUUUUAAUUUGGAAAUUUGAAGAUAUA
This is a messenger RNA of Dioscorea cayenensis subsp. rotundata (Guinea yam), 1197 nucleotides long. RefSeq names its product mitogen-activated protein kinase kinase 9-like. The record is from RefSeq and is a predicted model, not a curated record. Gene Ontology annotation, biological process: protein phosphorylation. Gene Ontology annotation, molecular function: ATP binding; protein serine/threonine kinase activity. Gene Ontology annotation, cellular component: cytoplasm. NCBI's taxonomy places the organism in Eukaryota, Viridiplantae, Streptophyta, Magnoliopsida, Dioscoreales, Dioscoreaceae.